AUGGCCAAAGACAAAAAACGUGUCAUGAACAAAGCCUCCCAGCGCAUCACGCCGUUCUUUGAAGAGUUCUCACCCAAACACGUGGUCAGUGUGGCGGUGAUGGAUGUGCCACAGUGUGUGAUCAAGGUGUGUGAAGGCGAUAUCGUAAAUCUAUUUUUAGAACACGCUCUGCUACGAGGAGAGCGUGCAAGAAGUGAGAGUUCGCUCAA
Molecule: messenger RNA, 209 nt
Organism: Sphaeroforma arctica JP610
Lineage: Eukaryota; Ichthyosporea; Ichthyophonida
Exons: 1
Source: RefSeq, a predicted model, not a curated record